AAAUAUCAAAUAUAAAGUCCAAACAAAACACCAAUCGAGAAAGGAAGAGCUCACAGAAUUUCUCGUCCUCAUCCCUACAAGUCUUCUUCUUCUCUCAAACCUUCUCUUACCAGAAACUCGCUUUGCUCGGAUAAGGUUGCGGUCACUUCACUCACUGUUGCUUUGCUUAAUAUGGCGGUGGAGAAGUCAAGCAUUGCAAAAGAUGUGACGGAAUUAAUUGGCAAAACUCCGUUGGUAUAUCUCAACCAUGUCGUGGAUGGCUGUGUUGCCAAAGUUGCUGCGAAGUUAGAAAUGAUGGAACCUUGCUCCAGUGUCAAGGACAGGAUAGGAUAUAGCAUGAUUGUAGACGCUGAGGAGCAGGGACUCAUUAAACCGGGUGAAAGUGUUCUCAUUGAGCCUACCAGUGGAAACACUGGCAUAGGCUUGGCAUUCAUGGCGGCUGCUAAGGGUUAUAAACUUGUUAUAACCAUGCCUUCUUCAAUGAGUCUUGAAAGAAGAACCAUUCUUCGAGCUUUUGGAGCCGAGUUAGUUCUCACAGAUCCCGCCAAGGGUAUGAAAGGAGCUGUUCAGAAGGCAGAAGAGAUAAGGGAUAAGAUUCCCAAUUCUUAUAUGCUUCAGCAAUUUGAAAAUCCUGCCAACCCAAAGAUCCAUUAUGAAACCACUGGACCAGAGAUCUGGAAGGGCUCCAGUGGGAAGGUUGAUGCUCUUGUUUCUGGCAUUGGGACUGGAGGUACAGUAACAGGUGCUGGAAAAUAUCUGAAAGAGCAGAACCCUGAUAUAAAGCUAUAUGGCGUUGAACCAGUAGAAAGUCCUGUACUGUCUGGAGGGAAACCUGGCCCUCAUAAGAUCCAAGGUAUUGGUGCUGGCUUCAUCCCUGGUGUUCUGGAUGUCGAUUUACUUGAUGAAGUUAUUCAAAUUUCCAGUGAAGAAGCUAUUGAAACUGCUAAACUUCUCGCUUUGAAAGAAGGUUUGCUGGUGGGGAUAUCAUCUGGUGCUGCUGCCGCUGCUGCAAUUAAGAUAGCAAGGAGGGCAGAAAAUGCUGGAAAACUCAUUGUUGUGGUCUUCCCAAGUUUUGGAGAGCGUUAUCUAUCUUCUGUGCUCUUCGAAUCUGUAAAGCGAGAAGCAGAGAACUUGGUCUUUGAGCCCUGAAUAUAACGUCAUAUCAAUCUUUUGCUGAUAUCGAGUGUAGUGAGGCAUUUGCUGCUUCUCAAGUUGCAUUCUCUCUUUCAUUUAUGUAUCUAUUUUUUCUUGUGCAUCUAAAAAAUAAAAAAAUGACUUUGUGUUGGCUUGUUAAUUGACUAAGAUUCAAUAAUAUUAUGUUUGCUUGAAUGUUUAAACUUGCA
Molecule: messenger RNA, 1343 nt
Organism: Cajanus cajan (pigeon pea)
Lineage: Eukaryota; Viridiplantae; Streptophyta; Magnoliopsida; Fabales; Fabaceae
Product: cysteine synthase
Molecular function (GO): cysteine synthase activity
Source: RefSeq, a predicted model, not a curated record